AUGGAGACUGCACGAGAAGAGGUGGCGCAGGAGAGGGUGGCUGCGUUGGUGCAAGAGAGAGCACCAGCAGGCAGUGGGGUGGUGUUUGCGACGCAGGUGGGCAGUCGGAGCUACAACCUCCAGCGCGAGGACGGCGGCAGCGACGUGGACUUUGCCGGCAUCUACGCUGCGCCCCCCUCCGCCUUCUGGGGUCUUGCCAGGCCGCCCGCCAACCUCGCCAGCGGUGGGGGCGCCAAAGGCGAAGCCGUUGUGGACGUGCAGGUCAACGAGGUGGCCACCUUUGCCAACCUCCUACUCACCGGCAACCCUGCUGCUGUUGAGCUGAUGUGGGCAGAGCCAGAGAAGCAAGGCAGUUGGUGGGCAGUUGGUGGCGAGGGUUCCUCCAGCACCGAAGAGGCGCCGCUGGGAACGUGGGCCUCUCUGCGACAGCACCGCGACCAGUUCCUCUCGCGGCAGUUCGUGAAGCAGUGCCUCGCCUUCGCGCAGGGCCAGAUCAAGCAGGCAGAAACCAAGCCCGAGGCCAACGGCAAGAAGGCACGCCUCAUCAGUUCUCUAAUAGUCUACAAUGCGCUCCGUCUGCUACAGGUGGCGCAUGGCGUGCUGGGUGGCCGAUCGCUGCGGCUGUGGUGGGAGGGCGAGGAGCGUGAGGCGCUGAUGGCCGUGCGACGCGGGGACGUGCCGCUCCCGGAGGCCUUGGCCGCGGCCAAAGACGCCGCCCAGCGUCUCGAUGCGCGCAAGCCGUGGACGGCUCUGCCCGACAAGGCGGACGCCGUCUGGCUCGACGCCUGGCUUCUGGCACUGCGGCAACAACAGCACACGCAGUCACACAGUCGCACGCAGCACUAG
Acanthamoeba castellanii str. Neff is the source of this 846-nucleotide messenger RNA. RefSeq lists its product as uncharacterized. The record is from RefSeq and is a predicted model, not a curated record. The transcript is spliced from 3 exons. Lineage: Eukaryota; Discosea; Longamoebia; Acanthamoebidae. The coding region runs from base 1 to 846 and encodes 281 amino acids.